AUGCAGACUGCUUCUACAAACAUUUGUGAAAGACUGUGCAAUAAGUCCAUCCGUGAAAUGUCCUUGCUACUAAAUAUUCCACUGACAACUGUUAGUGGUUUUAUAACAAAGUGGAAGCAACUGGGAACAACAGCAACUCAGCCCCAAAGUGGUAGGCCACGUGAAAUGACAGCGGGGUCAGCACAUGCUGAAGCACACAGUGCGCAGAAGUCACCAACUGUCUGCAGAAUCAAUAACUAAAGACCUCCAAACUUCGUGUUGCCUUCAGAUUAGCACAACAACAGUGCGUAGACAGCUUCAUGAAAUGGGUUGCCAUGGCCAAGCAGCUGCAUCCAUGUCUUACAUCACCAAAGUUUAAU
Messenger RNA from Staurois parvus, 359 nucleotides. NCBI's taxonomy places the organism in Eukaryota, Metazoa, Chordata, Amphibia, Anura, Ranidae. The record is from the annotation of a GenBank genome assembly.